Messenger RNA from Penicillium griseofulvum, 4152 nucleotides. RefSeq lists its product as uncharacterized. The transcript is spliced from 4 exons. The record is from RefSeq and is a predicted model, not a curated record. Gene Ontology annotation, molecular function: GTP binding. NCBI's taxonomy places the organism in Eukaryota, Fungi, Ascomycota, Eurotiomycetes, Eurotiales, Aspergillaceae. The coding region runs from base 1 to 4152 and encodes 1383 amino acids.
AUGGGUAACGGAUCUGGUCAGCGGCCACUCUCUGAAGUGAGCCCCAUGGCCCAGAGGCGCAAUUCGCCUAGCUGGAAUCAAGUUACUAAGAUGCCACAUGGCGAAUCGCCUGCAUACGAUGUCUCGUCUCUGAAUAACAAUGCCUCACCACGCCUGUUUUGGAAAGGCCGCGACUCCCCAUCGCCGUUUUCUAAGGGAGCCGAGAAUAAAGCGCCAUAUGAUCCAGAGGGGUGGUAUUUCCCCGCAAAGCGCCCCUCGCUCGAAAAUUUGAAACGCGUGUCCAAGGUCAAAAAUCACAGCAUGUUCCUUGAAGGUAGCCAAGAGUACGACCCGGCUUCAGUCACUUUCCCUCAGAGACCUUUUGCCUCGCAGAGGACCUCGCAAAGGGAUAGCCAAUCGAAUGUUGCGCAGUCCCAAUUUGAUGAAGAAACCACCCCGACUUCUCGACCGUCGUCCCCCAGCAAAGACCAAGCAUCGCCAAGCAAGUCAUCGCUAUCCAAAGGUAGCCGGUACGGCAAGGGUUUUGACCCCCAGAAUGAUAUUUGGUCCGAGUAUGGCAGCACUGGACACCGGCACGCGAAGAGUGUCACAUUUGACCACGCCCCUCCUCAAAUCAAUGAAUAUGAAAUGACAACCCCGGAUCUUUCCUCAGUUGCGUCUGAGUCACGAGAGAAUAGCUACGAGUCUGAUGAAGAAGGUGACCUUAGCUUUGAGGCGGAGUCGUCCAUUGAGCGUGAUGAUAGCUUUGACGCCUCGCUGGAAGACAUCGAGAAGACUCCCGUUGUCUUGCCAGAAGACUGGCGCUUUAUGAGUCCCAGCACAAACAGUGAUGGGGAUCCCUUUAUCGAAGACGAAGAAGAGAGCACCGAGGACCGACCUAUCUCACGGGAAGGAGGAUCUUCUCAGCACACACGGGUCGAAUCGCUGGACUCGAAUGGGGAGCGACGUCCCCUUCCACCUUUGCCAUUUGUUAAUCGAAUUUCAGGUGCACGUCCAUCCUCAGCUGGUAAGCUGGCUGCGGCCUUCGAGCUCGGUAGCGCAGGCCAGCGCGUACUACCUGCACCUCCUGCUCCUGCCUCGUACACAAAGUCUGAUAUUCCUGGCGCCGUGUCCCUAGAGGAGAGACUCCGUCUCAUGAGGCUGCAUGAGAGGGACGAUGAUGAAACACACGAUCACCACGCGGAAAACAUUGAGGAGCCCCUGGAGCUUCCAAGAGCAGAUGAAAACGUCGCAUCAAAAGAUGAUACACGCACACACGAUGAGGCUAAAGAGAACUUCUUUUCUCCGCCUCGCAUUUCUCGAGACUCAAUCUUACGAGGAAUUCGUAAAGGUGACAAUUAUGAGGAUGACAGCUUCGAUGACUCUUCCCAAAUUGGUUCCAGCCCCCAACGUUAUGACCAUUAUGACCCUGAUGUUCCUAUUCCAUCGAUGGAAACCGAUGACGACGACUCUUCCAGUGUGAUAAUUAAGCAGGAAGAGCACGAUGAAGACCUCUACUCUAUCACGGAUUAUUAUCAGAACAUGUCAGACAAUAGCUUGUCGUCCCGCGACCAACGGGCCAAGUACGACGAGGACAGCAAUUACUCGCUACGCUCUGCUGCUGAAGCUACCGAGCGUGAGCACGCUGGACAUGGUAGCCACAAACAGGAAUCUGGACAGACUACCCCUAAUGCUGAAACCCAGGUCGACGCCGAAAAGCCUGCACAGCCAAACAAGGGUACCCAGGAACACAAACAGCCGAACACCCUUCAAGAUGAGUCAUUCGAUAUGGCGUCUAUCCGUCAGUCUCUUGCACGCCCUAUCACCCCUGAGAUGCAGCAUGACCAAGAUUCAGAGCCCUCAACUCCGGACUCCGUCAUUCGCCAUCCAAUCGAGGAGGAUGCUGGCGAAGGUGUAGAAGAAGAGGAAGAAGAAGAAGAAAGAGAGGAGGAACAAGACCUGGAGCCGGAGCAUGAUGAAAGCUCAUCCGACGAGUCUGUUCCCGAACCCAUCGCCACAAUUCGAGCUCCUGGUGCUGGUCUCAAGACCCGACCCUCACUGACCCCUGCGGAUAUGCAGUCCAUGGCUGCAACCCGCCGUCAGAUCAGUGGCCAACACGUCCCACCCGUCCCUUCAUUGACCAAGCAGAUCUCCAAUGACUCAAACGCGUCGGAUCGUGAACCUAACCAAACUGACUUGCCACCGAAAUUGGCUUUGCCCACGGAUCCCCAGCGACAAAGCAGUUGCUUAAAGCUGGACAUUCCCUUCAGUAUUCAGGAAGAAAGCCUCGGUUUUGGACUGGACAAAGAGUUCGAUCGCGUCAUUGAAUCCCAAAAGGUUGCGUUUCACCUAGCCCUUUCCCAAAGCCCUGGUUCCGUGCCGCCUUCCCAGGCAGGAAAUAGUGAACACCCCGCUGACUCUCCUACCCCCAAACAGAGAGGAUAUCUCAUGAGACAGAACACCAAAGUUAUUAUUGCCAGCAGCCGUAACGAAGAAGAAGCCAUGCCUGCUCCCGAGCCAACUGCCCAAGACACUCGCGGUACACGUUCUGCUGGGUCUUCUCCACGGAAACCCAGCCAGCAAACAUGGACCACAGUCCCUUGGAACGGUUCACCGCGCCGCCCAAGUCUCAAGCCUGCCACCGGUAUCCCGAAGAAAAAGCCCGUCCCUGGUGCAGGUGGAGUUCCACCUCUCCCUGGACAGCCAAGCAAUGUCCAGGAAGCCCCCGCGACCAUUGAAGAGAAUGAGCCAGCCAUCUCCGAGUCGUUCGAAGAUGGCGAAGAGCGAGGGCGUUUGUUUGUGAAGGUCGUAGGCCUCAAAUAUUGCGACCUUCCUCUCCCACGCGGCGAACGGUCAUACUUUGCACUGACUUUGGAUAACGGACUGCACUGUGUUACCACCUCUUGGCUGGAGAUGGGCAAGUCCGCUCCCAUUGGACAGGAGUUUGAGCUCAUUGUCCAGAAUGACCUUGAGUUCCAGUUGACCUUGCAGAUGAAGAUUGAUGAGAGCAAGUUCCAAACCCAAGAACCCGCAGCAUCCCCAUCACGUCAAAAGGCGUCGGCCCUCAGCCGUGUUUUUGCAUCUCCACGCCGGCGCAAGGAGCUUGACAUAAAGCAGCAAAUGCAGUCGCAGGAACAGAAGGCCAAGGACGUUAAUGCUCCUGUAUAUGAACGUCUUCGAAACUUGGUUGCGCGUGAUGGCAGCUUUGGCCGCGCAUAUGUGGCUUUGAGCGACCACGAGCAGCAGGCUUUUGGCCGUCCCCACAUUGUUGAUGUGGCUUGCUUCAAUGAAUGGGCAGUUGAGGAACAAAUGAGCAGCGUCAAGAGCAAGAAGAGUGCGACAAGCAUCAAUACCCAGCGUCGACCACCAUACAAAAUUGGAAAAUUAGAAGUCCAACUGCUCUUUGUGCCUAAGCCCAAAGGUAGCAAGGAUGAAGACAUGCCGAAGAGCAUGAAUGCCUGCAUUCGUGAAAUGCGUGAUGCGGAGAGCGUCGCAUCUCGCUCCUGGGAAGGGUUCCUUUCCCAACAGGGUGGAGAUUGUCCAUACUGGCGCCGUCGCUUUUUCAAGCUUCAGGGAUCCAAGUUAACGGCCUUCCACGAAACAACGCGCCAACCUCGCGCUACAAUCAACUUAGCCAAGGCGUCCAAGCUUAUUGACGAUCGAUCCUCUUUACUUCAGAAGGAGACUACCACAAAGGGUGGUUCUCGCCGUAAGUCUGCGUUCGCUGAGGAAGAAGAUGGUUACAUGUUUGUUGAGGAGGGAUUCCGCAUUCGCUUUGGUAAUGGUGAAGUGAUUGACUUCUAUGCGGAUAGCCCCGCAGAUAAAGAGGGCUGGCUUCGAGUCAUGUCUGAAGCUGUUGGAAAGGGAUCGACCUCCGGAAAUGGCGCACUCAAGCCCUGGGCUGAUCUUGUGCUCAAGCGUGAGCGGAGCAUGAAAUCCAGCAAUGACACUGCUCCUCGUCGUCCACCCAGUGGUAUUCCCACAGCACCUGCCAGGGUCCCUUCUCCUGUUCGGAACCGAAACAGUGCCCUGGUGGGACCACCUCCAUCUUCUGCGGGAUCUGGGGCGCCGGCGCCUCAAUCCCCACGUCCUCGACAUAAGCACACUUACUCUCAACCUGAGAUGGGUAGUAUUGAGGCUCGGCGUCAGAAGACCCGCUCUCUCAUGUUCUAG